Molecule: messenger RNA, 1446 nt
Organism: Aspergillus nidulans FGSC A4
Lineage: Eukaryota; Fungi; Ascomycota; Eurotiomycetes; Eurotiales; Aspergillaceae
Product: hydrogen/calcium exchanger domain-containing protein
Exons: 3
Coding region: 1-1446 (481 amino acids)
Biological process (GO): calcium ion transport; calcium ion transmembrane transport; monoatomic cation transport
Cellular component (GO): membrane; vacuolar membrane; endomembrane system
Molecular function (GO): calcium:proton antiporter activity; monoatomic cation transmembrane transporter activity
Source: RefSeq, a predicted model, not a curated record
AUGCCUCGUGUAGCAAGUCGACCCUCGUCUUUUCAGGAGGGUAACGAGAGUCUGCUGAUGACCGACUUGAAUCGCCCAGCUGCUCACGCCAGCAAUGGCAACGGCAGCACGCUUCCCAUACAUGAUGGCCCUGAGCGACACAAAUUCCGCCGGGAACUCUUUCGAGUGCAUACUGCCGGGCAAAGUGGGAGGAGCGGAGUUCACCCUCUGCUGUUCUUCAAGGUCUGCUUCAGGAGCACCUGUACCCUCUCUAUGAUAGUCAAUGUCUUGUGGCCUUUUGUUCCUGCGGCCGUCGCCAUACACUUCGCUCGACCGGAUCUGCACGUGUGGAUAUUCGCCCUGAAUUACAUCGCAAUGGUGCCAUCUGCAAAUCUGCUUGGUUUCGCCGGAGGUGAGCUUGCGAAGAAGCUCCCCAAGGUGUUCGGCGUCCUUCUCGAAACCACGCUCAGUUCGGUGGUAGAAAUUGUCCUGUUCAUGGUAUUGAUCCAUAACGACCAAGGUGGAAACCUGAUACCCGUCAUCCAAGCUGCCAUCCUAGGGUCGAUACUGGCGAAUCUGCUUCUCUGCCUGGGUCUAUGCUUUUUCUUCGGAGGUCUCGGUCGUGAGGACCAGGUGUUCCAUGAGGCCGUCAGUGAAGUCGGCUCGGGCCUAUUGCUGGUCGCAGGCUUCGGCCUGUUGAUUCCCAGCGCCUUUUACGCGACAUUGGUUAGCGGCAGCACGAACACCACUGCCCAGCGAGCCGAUAUAGUUCGUUCAACCUUGGAGAUCAGCCGAGCUACUGCAAUCAUCCUUCUGGCCGCUUUUUUGAUGUUCCUGUUCUACAACCUCCACAGCCACCACACCAUAUUUGACGAGAUUCUGGAGCAUGACGAGAACCGCGACGAAGACCGUGACAAGGAAGAAAAACGCGCCAAGCUCACUCUCACCGAAUGUUUGAUCGCAAUCGCCAUAGCCCUAACUUUUGUCUGCAUGUCGGCCGUCUUCCUCGUCAACGAAAUCGAGCAUAUUGUUCUCGAGCAAGGCGUGCCGGACAACUUCAUGGGUCUCAUCCUCGUGCCAGUCGUCGAGAAAGCAGCAGAGCACCUCACCGCUAUUGACGAAGCUUGGGAUAAUCAAAUCAACUUUGCCCUCUUCCACUGUCUUGGACCAUCAAUCCAGACGGCCCUCUUAAACGCGCCUCUGGCCGUGAUCGUUGGCUGGGGUCUCAACAAAGACGUAAGCCUGAAUUAUGAAAUAUUCAUGAUCGUCCUUGUGGUCCUGGCAAUUCUUGUUGUCGGCAAUUUCCUACGCGAUGGGAGGUCGAAUUAUCUCGAGGGCGGUCUUUGUGUCCUGGUAUACAUCAUUAUCGCCGUUACCACGUGGUACUAUCCGCCAGUCGAACCGCUGGGUAGUGAAGGGGGUACGGAAGCCGCGGCAGAGGCAGUCGCUCAUCGGCUUAUGUUGUGA